Molecule: messenger RNA, 963 nt
Organism: Glycine soja
Lineage: Eukaryota; Viridiplantae; Streptophyta; Magnoliopsida; Fabales; Fabaceae
Product: ethylene-responsive transcription factor 15-like
Exons: 1
Coding region: 119-847 (242 amino acids)
Biological process (GO): ethylene-activated signaling pathway; regulation of DNA-templated transcription
Molecular function (GO): DNA binding; DNA-binding transcription factor activity
Source: RefSeq, a predicted model, not a curated record
CUUUAGAUAUAUGUUCACUCAAACUUAAAAAACGCACACACAAUUUAGUGACACUUAACUAGCUACCACUACAAAACUUCAAACAUCAAAAUUGUUGUGUGCACUUCCAUUCCAAGAGAUGGAUUUAGAUUUUGAUUCCACUUUUUUCCUAAACCAAAACCUUAGUUUCUUCCCAGAAAACUCCUCUAUUUUUGGAGACACUUUUUCUUGGGACUACAACUUUGUUUUGGAUGAUAUCUUCAACAACUUGAGCGACAAUUCGUCACAAUCACAAACCAAGGAAACAUCCUCAGCGUCCAAUGUUUCCAGUUGUAUUGGUAGCGUUGAGUUACAAGAAGUCUCAUCUAACACCACUUACAAGGAAGUGAAAAAAGUACGACCACCACCACCAUCACCACCACUACCUUCACAACAAGUUGCCAAGGAGCCCAGGAUGUACAGAGGAGUGAGGAAGAGGCCGUGGGGGAAAUUCGCGGCCGAGAUAAGAGAUUCCACUCGAAACGGCGUUCGAGUGUGGAUCGGAACCUUUGACACGGCCGAAGCCGCGGCUUUGGCUUAUGAUCAAGCCGCGUUUUCUACAAGAGGGUCUCUUGCGGUGCUGAAUUUCCCAGAGGAAGUGGUGAGGGAGUCCCUUAAAGACAUGCCAAGUAAGCCAUGGGAAGAAGGUUCCUCCCCUGUUUUGGCUCUUAAGAGAAAACACACUAUGAGAACAAAGUCCAAUUCUAAGAAGAAGACCAAGGUUGAUCAGAGGGAACAAUUAGACUUCAGCAGAACUUCGCAAAAUGUGCUCGUGUUCGAGGAUUUGGGUGCUGAGUACCUAGAACAGCUUUUGACUUUGACUUCUUAAUCAGCCUCUCUGUUUUCCAGUUCUCUGUUUUUCGAAUUGUUCGUAAACAAUUUUUUACUUUGUAAUUCUUUCAUCACUAGGAUCAAACGUUAUAUUCUGUUCCUACUUCUUCCUUC